Molecule: messenger RNA, 2694 nt
Organism: Adineta ricciae
Lineage: Eukaryota; Metazoa; Rotifera; Eurotatoria; Adinetida; Adinetidae
Source: the annotation of a GenBank genome assembly
AUGUUUAAUUCGUCAACAUCAUCGCUCUCAGUUGUACGUCAUCUACUUUCUGAAAGUAAUCCUUCACCAUCAACGAUUUGGAUCGUUAAUGAACGAAAUUCGACAUUGAUCAAUUCUGACACAACUCAAACAUCUAUUCGAAUCAUGUGGUAUCGUUUCUUACUCGUUAUUAUUAUCUUCAUCACUGCCGCCGGCAACUUACUCGUCUGUCUCGCCAUCGCUCGUGAACGAAAAUUACAAAACACAACUAAUUAUUUCCUUAUGUCAUUAGCUAUAGCCGAUUGUCUCGUCGCUAUUCUUGUCAUGCCAAUAGGAAUGAUCUCGGAAGUGUUAGGAUAUUUUCCAUUACCACACUAUGCCUGUGUGAUUUUCGCUACGAUCGAUGUUCUAUGUUGUACAUCGUCCAUAUGGCACAUGAGUACAAUGUCAAUGGAUCGAUAUUUUACUAUUCGUUUUCCGUUUCGUUACGGAAGAAAUAAGACUCGGCGAAUUAUGCUAUUGAAAAUCAUUGCUGUCUGGGCGAUAAGUGCGGCCGUGUCGUCUCCGGUGUUUGUUUUGGGUAUUGUCGAUAAAACUAAUGUUUUAUCCGACGGUGUAUGUGCACCAACGAAUCCAUCGUUUAAAAUUUAUGGGUCGAUUUUUGCUUUCUAUAUUCCGUUCUUAAUCAUGAUUACAACUUAUGCGUUGACAAUGCGUUCGUUAAGAAAUGUUUUAGUUAACAAAAAGAAAUACGAUCGUGAACGACGACGAAAACAAACAUUCCGACCAUUAGCACAAAUUAUAAAUCAAUACGCUGAAAUUGCUCAAGGUAUUCGACGGACAUCAUCAACAAAAAAGUCUUCCGUCCCACCGAUCGCAACAACAUCACCAAAUUCGAUUUUAAACAAAACACCUUUCACCAUCGUAACUUCAACAUCACCAACCGACUCUCGUGCGCAAUUCUUCUCUCCAAACCAAUCCAACGGAAACUUACAACAGGACGAACAUCCAACAAAUCCCAUCAAUGAACAUCAUAAUUCUCAACAUUUGUCAAUUAGUUACUUGAAACAUACGGGGAGCAAAAAACGACGUUAUCAACAGCAACAACAACCAGCGUUGUCAUUAAAUCCAACGAAAAACAGCGCUGAUAUGAGUACAGUUUACGAAAUAACGGAAAAUUCUAAAUCAACAUCAAGUUCCUACGAUGUGUCAGCGAUUGUUGCCAAUCUUAACAAGAGAAGAUCUUUAGUCGCUAGUGAAUUACAAGUUAUCGAACAGGAUAAACCAAUACGAACGGUAAUCACUCCGAUUCCUUGUGAAAUCAAUGAAAACGCACCUGUGGAUGAAGAAGAGUCCAGUUCCACAUUGGACAUCGACAACCGAAAUCAGACACACAACACUCUCUAUGUGCAAAUCGCAUCGGCAUCUCAACAUUCGUCAUUGUCAUGUUCGAAUGAAUCGAUCCUAUUAACAAUUCCAUGGAAAUAUUGCAUGGAAAUCAUUGAAUUCAUUCGUCAAUAUUAUAUUUUCUUUUUUCCUUAUCGAUUAAAUCCACUUCCUAUUGAAGAUUCAUUGAAAUUUCAUCAAUCAACAUCAACACCAUUAAUAUAUAUUAGAUCGAUUCGACAACAUCGUCAUGCUUCCACGCAAACCAAUUCUCCCACUGAAGUCAACAUUCCAGUGAAUGAUUACGCACCAGCUCCGUCGAAACGUCGAUUAUUUCCAUUCAAUCGUCAACUUCUAUCGAAUUCCACAUUGAUAUUAGCCAGUCUCUUUCGUCAAUCUCCGGUGACACGUGUUCGUCUAAGUGAAAGUUCAACGAAAUCAACUGUUCUAUUUGCUCAACGUUUUUCUGCAACUUCCUCAUCUACUCAACCGCGUUAUCAUCCAUAUUCUUCCAGUUUUCGUCGUCGUCGUCCAUUGGAAUCAGAAUUAGAAUCAACGGUGCCCUUCGAACAUCGUCCACGAGCUUCAACAGCUUCAUCUUGUCUUGCGCCAACAACGAAUCGACAACGAAGUUAUACCACAAGUCAUUAUUACAAACCAUUACGACACCAUUACCAAUCUCAAUCAGCUUAUGUUAUCGCAAAUUCUCCGAAAUCGUUUCAUCAAUUAAGUUCGACAACAACGAAUACAAAUUCUUCGGAUUCAUCAUCGGUUAUGUAUCGUUAUCAAUCAAAAUUUUUAACCACAGUUUCCAAUCACCAACAACAUCAUCAUCAUCGCGUGAGAGUUGAAGAUAUUGUUGCUGCCAAUGAACGCAAAGCUCUUCGAGUUCUAAUGAUUAUCUUCUGUGUUUUCAUUACCUUGUGGACACCGUUUUUUAUCUGUACAUUUAUCUCCGCUGUGUGCGAAGAGUGUCGGAAGAAUUUGUCGGCGAAUGUCUGGUUUUACAUUACAUGGCUCGGUUAUAGUUCAUCAAUGGCAAAUCCAUUUAUAUACACAAUCUUCAGCGAUGUUUUCCGACGUGCAUUUUUGAACAUAAUCUUUUGCCGAAGCAAUGAACUACUCAUCUCCAGACAAUUGUCAACGAAAUCUUCGUAUCCGAAAGGUGGAAAUCAUCAUCAUAAAAACGAUCGUAUAUCGAAUCGACGACACUUGACUCAUGAUGUGUCGGGAACGUCGACACCGAUACCUUUUCAUUAUCCGGCGAUCAUCGGGGGAAGUGAUGCAACGAUUUAUGUGAAUCGAUGUACUUCAGAUACACUUCGGUGA